GACGGCGGGCGCGUUGCUCAAGAAAAGGAACCGACCUUCCUCAGUUCCACCUUCACUGCCAUCGAGGUCUCCAUUUUCUGUCAACGACCGAAUCGCUCUUUCUCUCGCAACCGCACUUCCAUAUCUCUUGACAUCUCGUUUUCCUCUCAUCUACCUUCUUUCCUCUCACUCUACCAAUGCAGCCAGAAGCACCUCAGGGGCAAGGGUCAAGUUCUAGAAUAGGUCUCGGCACAUCGUCGUAUCAAGGAUCUUUAUCACAAAGCCAUAGCCAGAGCAAUAGUAGCGGCGACGAUGGAGGUGGAUACUAUAUCCCACCUGCAUCAAAACUAACAUCAUCAGACCACGAUAAGGCCUUGGGCGUUAUCCCAGCUGCAUUCAGGCAAACGGACAAAAUGCUCGACGAGCGGGACAUGAAGGCCUUCGGCGACAACUCGGAAAGCAUUUUUCAGGAACUCAACAAGAUCAGAAAAAAGCAGCUAGCCCUUGCAGCAAAGCAUAUCAGUAUCGAAACCAUUGCGGACGAUGACAAGUCAUUAGCAUCGGAUGGCAAACUUCUUGACGCAGCAGAAAGGGACGGGACUGAUCCGCUUCAUUUCGCAAGGAAGGGGCAGGAACUACAGGACCUCAUGGCCAACCUUGAGGACUUGGGUCGAGCAAUGUCCGACUUUCACGAGCUAUCCAAUUCUACGAAUAAGCAGAACCACUCUUCCACAUUUCCCCCGGCACCGAGGAAAUAAAAACCAGAUCUUUAUCGACAAAACAACGCAGCACACCUAUCUCAUACUGGAUGCUGUGAGAUGUAGACGGGAGCUGUUUAUUUGCAGUCUCUGGAUCGCCCAAGGUAUCAUAUGCUCUUCAUUUGCUGGCUACCCGCUACGAGGGACGGGUCCCACCCAGUCCUUAUUCUGCCUGCUUAGCGCAGGAGCAUUCGAUGGGCAGAGGAGUAGCGAUAUUAUCUAUAAAGUCGACUCAAUAGUGAUCAUUUUGAUGAUUCUGGAAACCAGCCCUCAGUCCUGACUCUCUCUGCCUUGCGCUGCAUCAGCUCCUUGAGAGUCCAUUCUCGCGG
Molecule: messenger RNA, 1066 nt
Organism: Gamsiella multidivaricata
Lineage: Eukaryota; Fungi; Mortierellomycota; Mortierellomycetes; Mortierellales; Mortierellaceae
Exons: 4
Coding region: 177-737 (186 amino acids)
Source: RefSeq, a predicted model, not a curated record